This is a messenger RNA of Nothoprocta perdicaria, 2015 nucleotides long. It is a transcript of the gene ISOC1, whose product is annotated as isochorismatase domain containing 1. The record is from RefSeq and is a predicted model, not a curated record. The transcript has 7 exons. NCBI's taxonomy places the organism in Eukaryota, Metazoa, Chordata, Aves, Tinamiformes, Tinamidae. The coding region runs from base 1 to 1629 and encodes 542 amino acids. Gene Ontology annotation, cellular component: cytoplasm.
AUGUUCCUUCUUUCCUGCAAUGCUGCACUUCACCUUACGUGGCUACGGGCUGCUACGGAGAGGGGCUCGGUGAGCGGCGCGGCCUCGCGCCGCCGCGUUGCCGGCUCGGCCCUGCCGCCUUCCCGGCGCGCCGCGCUGAAGCGCAGGCCGCGGCGGAGCGCAGCGGCGCUUCCUGGGCCGCCCUCCUCCUCGUGGCUCCUGCGGGACCCCACGCGGGCRGCGAGGCGCCGUCCCGCCCGCCACGACAUCCCCCCAGCACCAGCGUCACCCCCUCUCACACAGAGCAGGCCCGCGRGGAAACCCGGACAUUUCCACCAGCAUGGCAGGGAGAGGCCAAAGGGCCUUGCAACCCGCAAGGCCAAAGUUUACAUCUGCGUGACACCUGAGCUGCCCGAUCGCAGGGUCAGUGUGAAGUCUGGAACUCCACAAAGACUCAACCACUCCACAUCCAAAUUACCACUAAGGAAGAUUGCAGCAGGAACGCAGCCUUCUCUUGGAACAGAUCUUGCGCUGGUUGGUCUCCCUGCUGCGGCUGAAGCGGCGCUGCUGCAAGGGCAGACGAGACAAAUGGAAGUGUCCAGGGGAGGGCGGCCUGACGGCUGCUGGCAGCAGCGCAGAGCCCCACGCCGGUGCCCUCCGAGUUCUCCUUCCCGGAGACUUGCAGGGUGCUCGCAGUGGCAGCACCAGGGCCGCUCUCACACAGGUACCUUGGGGACCCAGCAAACUCGGCACGGACCCAGUUCCAAGGCGGCGGCUCCGGCUCCGGGCGGCGGCGGGGGCUGCCCGGCGGCGGCGGGCGGCGGCUCCGUGCCCGUGCUCUUCUGCUUCUCCGUGUUCGCGCGGCCCUCGAGCGUGCCGCACGGCUCGGGCUACGAGCUGCUCAUCCAGAAGUUCCUCAGCCUCUACGGGGACCAGAUCGACAUGCACCGCAAGUUCGUGGUGCAGCUCUUCGCCGAGGAGUGGAGCCAGUACAUAGACCUGCCCAAGGGCUUCCUGGUCAGCGAGCGCUGCAAGGUGCGCCUGGUGCCGCUGCAGAUCCAGAUGACUACUCUGGGCAACCUGACACCCUCAAGCACUGUGUUUUUCUGUUGUGAUAUGCAAGAAAGAUUCAGACCUGCCAUCAAGUAUUUUGGUGAUAUCAUCAGUGUAGGUCAACGACUGCUUCAAGGUGCACGACUCUUAGGAAUUCCAGUUAUUGUAACUGAACAGUAUCCCAAGGGUCUUGGCAGCACCGUACAGGAAAUUGAUUUAACAGGAGCUAAGCUUGUACUACCAAAAACAAAAUUUUCAAUGGUAUUGCCAGAAGUAGAAGCAGCGUUAGCAGAGAUUCCUGGCGUCCGCAGUGUUGUCUUGUUUGGAGUAGAAACUCAUGUCUGCAUCCAGCAAACAGCCCUGGAAUUGAUAGGCAGAGGUUUGGAGGUUCAUAUUGUAGCUGAUGCCACUUCAUCGAGAAGCAUGAUGGACAGAAUGUUUGCUCUUGAGCGUCUUGCUCGUACUGGAAUUAUAGUUACUACUAGUGAGGCUAUAUUGCUGCAGCUGGUAGCUGAUAAAGAACAUCCAAAAUUCAAAGAAAUCCAAAAUCUCAUUAAGGCAAGUGCUCCUGAGUCAGGGCUCCUUUCCAAAGUUUAAAGAAGAUGUGCAAGAGAAUUGUAUUGCUUUAAGGAUGAAGGAGAGCUGUAAGCGCACAUGCACACAUUCUUUCACACAAAUUCUGGCAGAAAUAUAAAAUUAAAAGUUGACAUAUUUGUUCUUGCCUUAGCAAAAAUCGUUUGGUUAUACUCCUCAGUGCCCAUGUGUUCUCUUUAGUUACAGCUGUCAAAGGCUAUUGAUACAAUAGGAGCCUUUUGUUGUCAGAUUUUCUGUUUAUUUUUAAAAGGUUAACAGAGGUGCCUGCUAGUCUACUCUAUACCCACUGAUUGUAACAGCUCAAAAAAGUGCAUACUUCUGUGAAAUUUUUGUUGUGCACUUUGUAAAAAUGUAUUGUGGUGUUAUGUUCUACUUCUGUAUUCAUAGAA